AUGCCGAUCCGCCGUCACCACCGGGACAAGACCUGUACCGACGGGAGCCGUGGCCUCCUCAGCGGGCCGCAGCUCGGCCAGCCCGGUCCUGCCCGGUUCACGGACGGUUCCAACAAGGUGGUGAGCGGCAGCCGGGACCGCACGCUGCGAGAGUGGGACCUCGUCAAGGGCGGCUACUGUGAGUACGCCGCCGGCUGGGACGGGCCCUCGGGCUCUCCGCGAGGCGUGCGGACAAUAUUCAGCAGCAGCAUCUGCUUCGACAUCCUGGAAGGCGCCAGCUCCAGCCUCUUGUCCGGCCACUACGACAGCACCGUCAAGGUCUGGGACAAGCGGGACAAGGAACCGAAGCACGUCAUCGCCGUGGAGGGUGUGGUCACCUCCCUGGCACUGGGUACAGAUUACAAGGUGUUGUGCUGCACGCGAGACGACGUUCUGAAGUUGGUCGACCUGCGGGCCCUGGCCGUGGUCAAGCGCUUCCAGGCUGACGGCUUUCACGUGGGCUGCGACUACUCCCGGGCAGUGUUCAGUCCCGACUGCAAGUACGUAGCGGCCGGCAGCAGCACCGGCGACCUCUUCAUCUGGAACGUGGCCACGCAGAAGCUUGAGAAGCAGCUCUCGUCCGUGUCUGGCAGUCCGUCGUGUGUGAUAGCCACCGCGUGGCAUCCGGACGGCUCGUACCUGGUGAGCUCGGACAAAACCAAGCUGAUCGCCGUCUGGAGCGACAUGUGAUUCGGAGACGGAUCGGCGCACGCGAACUGGACUGAGCCGGGGGCGUCUGUGGCGCCGGGCUGGGACCCGCAAGCUGCGCCGGAGCCGACACGAGAUCUUGUGAGCGGCUAGUCGGUGACGCGUCAGCUCGGCGUGAGGCGGAACGAGGCGUGGUCCGCCGCUGGAGUGACCCCGGCCCCGGAGCGAGGUGCGCACGCUCGCGCUCGCCUCCCUUCGGCCCGAGCGGGAGAGGGGCCGCGCUUGCCAUGUGGUAGCUGACCUGGCAGUUGGAGCGCGCGGGUGCCGGUGAGUGUGGCCAAAAGUUGGCUCCAGUGUUACUCGGGGUCAGCUCUGCUCGUAACUGACAGGGCCUGCAGGCCCGUUCCUGAUACUCAGCGUGGCGGCCGGCUGCUUAAACCGAGUGCGGUUGGUCUUGCUUGGUUGCCCUUAGUACGGCGUGUGGUCACCGCAUUGACAGCUUUAUACCGGAGUGGGUUGGCUGUGUGUGCAUUGCUUUCAGUAUAAUGUUGGAGUCCCUAGUGUGAGUGUCGUGGCAAUGCGUGUCAUUGGGGUGUGGCUGUUUUGGCCUCCGCGACUGUGGUGGUGUCUUUGCAUGACCUGAUCCGCGGCCCCAGAUCCACAGUCAGUUGGACGGGUGUCCCUAGCCUGCCAAUGUGCGGUGCUAGCUUUUUUCACGUUUACCGCGUUCUUGGCACAUGUAUCGCGGUGUUGUUGACAGAGUAAUCGCUGUGCUAUGCCGGGUUAUGCUGGUAAUAUAUGCAUGCGAAGCCGCCGGCCAAUCGCGUCGGAAAUUCAGCUGGUGAUGCAUCUGCUUCAGAAGUCUGCGUUGGAGGGUUGGUUUCCCAGAACCUCUUCCCGUGCUCAGUCAA
This is a messenger RNA of Pollicipes pollicipes, 1598 nucleotides long. RefSeq names its product autophagy-related protein 16-1. Gene Ontology annotation, cellular component: phagophore assembly site membrane; Atg12-Atg5-Atg16 complex; autophagosome membrane. The coding region runs from base 1 to 729 and encodes 242 amino acids. Gene Ontology annotation, molecular function: protein-membrane adaptor activity; protein binding. The record is from RefSeq and is a predicted model, not a curated record. Gene Ontology annotation, biological process: autophagosome assembly. The transcript has 6 exons. Lineage: Eukaryota; Metazoa; Arthropoda; Thecostraca; Pollicipedomorpha; Pollicipedidae.